Molecule: messenger RNA, 1623 nt
Organism: Salvia miltiorrhiza (redroot sage)
Lineage: Eukaryota; Viridiplantae; Streptophyta; Magnoliopsida; Lamiales; Lamiaceae
Product: cyclin-D3-3
Exons: 4
Coding region: 357-1394 (345 amino acids)
Biological process (GO): regulation of cyclin-dependent protein serine/threonine kinase activity; mitotic cell cycle phase transition
Cellular component (GO): cyclin-dependent protein kinase holoenzyme complex; nucleus; cytoplasm
Molecular function (GO): cyclin-dependent protein serine/threonine kinase regulator activity
Source: RefSeq, a predicted model, not a curated record
ACUGAAUAUUCCUCGAUUCCAAUUUCUCAGGGCGCCAAAAUUUUACUCCAAAAACAAUAAAAAAAAAAAAUCUGCAUUCAAAAAGAAAAUAAAAAAUUGAAAUGAAAAGAAAAAAAUAAAAAGAGGACAGGCGUGAAAGGUCUCUGAGAUAAAACCCCUCCCUCUUCUGCUACCUCGUUUGCUUAACUCUCUCUCGCUCUGUCUCCCUCUCUCUCUCUCUACAACCCUCCUCCUAAAGCGCAGAAGAAACAUUACUAGAUAUGCGAGUUAGCCCAAGAUUCAACCUUUCGAGCUCCCGCUUCUUGUCUUGAAGAUAAUGAGCAGAGGCCCCCGCGUCUUCUUCUCCGAAGAAGAAGAUGGUUCCCCAAAAUCCAAUCUUUGACGCCCUUUACUGCGAGGAGGAGCGCUUCGACGACGACGGCGGCGAGUCCAAAAUCGAGGAUCUCGGCGAGAUUCAAAAACCCCCUUUUGCUAUUUUGCCUGACCACGACUUUUUCUGGGAGGAAGAAGAGCUUAAAAACCUUUUAUUGAAGGAAAAAAAUGAAUCCUCUUUGAUAUAUAACGAGUUAGACUUCGAUUCGUCUCUGAAAUCGGCGAGGAGCGAGGCGAUUAGCUGGAUGCUGAAGGUGAUUCGGCGCUACGCCUUCAACGCCGCGACCGCCGCCUUAGCCGUGAACUAUUACGACAGAUUUGUUACCAGCUGCUGCUUUCAGAAGGAGAAGCCAUGGAUGAGUCAGUUGGCUGCCGUCGCGUGUCUCUCUGUAGCUGCGAAAGUGGAGGAGACUCAAGUGCCGCUUUUGUUAGAUUUGCAAGUUGAGGAAUCUAAGUAUCUGUUCGAGGCGAAGACGAUUCAGAGAAUGGAGCUUCUCCUACUCUCCACGCUCCAAUGGAGGAUGAAUCCGGUGACGCCCAUGUCCUUCUUCGACCACAUUGCGAGGCGAUUUGAGUUUGUGAGGAAUCUACAUUGGGAAUUUUUAAGGAGAUGCGAGGGUGUCAUUCUCUCAGCUAUAGCUGAUUCUAGGUUGGUACAUUAUCUGCCUUCUGUUAUUGCUGCUGCAACAAUGAUUUAUGCAAUUAGAGAGAUAGGAGAUGAAGAUGUUGUGGAAUAUGAAGAUCAGCUUAUGCUUGUGCUGAAAGCUAGCAAGGAAGAGAUUGAUGAUUGCCUCACACUCAUCUUGGAGGCAACGGGUGGUUUGAGCCGUAAAUCUUGCUGCAAGCGCAAAUUUGAUUCAAUCCCAAGCAGCCCGAGUGGUGUCAUUGAUGCCUACUUCAGCUCUGAUAGCUCCGUUGAUUCGUGGGCCGUUGCAUUGUCAGCAUCAUCCUCACCGGAGCCUUUGUUCAAGAGAAGCAGAGCUCUGGCCCCUCUAAGCAGCAUGUCCGUCGGCCCUGGCUAGUCCUACUAAUUGAACUCUUAUCUCCAUGAUAUUGGCAGUGGUACUUAAUAAUCACUCCCUCUAUGUUUUUUCUACUCAUAAUUUAGCGAAAUCAUGCAACAUUACUUGCUUGUGCUCAUUGUAUCUCUGACCUAUUCAUGUGAUGAUGGAUUAGACAUCCAAACAAUUGACUCCACCACCUCUUUGGUUGUGGAUGGAGAGUGAGAUUGAAGAGAGAGAGGUUUUUGAA